AUGUCUUUUCCUACUUCCUUUUUGCAGAGUUUGAUUAACAUUGAGUCUUAUCUGGAUCAGGUGAGCGCCCAAAUCCGUACACAACGUGCCUAUGACGCAAUAGCGGCUAGUUUUGUUGAACAGUUGGUGCUCCGUGUCACUCGCUGGUCAGCUGCACAAUCCGCUUGUAUUCUUAUUGUCGGACUUGGACAGGUGUUUCUUGUGCGUCGCUUUUUUAACUGA
Protopolystoma xenopodis is the source of this 222-nucleotide messenger RNA. Lineage: Eukaryota; Metazoa; Platyhelminthes; Monogenea; Polystomatidea; Polystomatidae. The record is from the annotation of a GenBank genome assembly.